UCAGUGUUUGUGAAAAGACAAGAAGGUUUUGCUGUGUGAUUCAGACUGAAGUGAGUGGUGAAGUUCUGCUAGGGCUAUACACAAAAUAAUAGCUUCAACUGGAAAGCCAGUCUGCAGGCAACAAGGAUCCUGCCCUGAGACUAGCUGUUGGGAGCUCUUUCUGGCUCCAUCAUGGAAAGAAUCAUCAUACGGCACCCGAUAGAAACACCAGUACGCUACCAGGAGGAAUUUGAAGCUCGGGGCCUUGAAGACUGCAGACUGGAUCACAGUUUGUAUGCACUGCCAGGCCCAGCCACGGAGGACCUGAGGAAGACCAGGUCAGUCCAGAAUCCGCUACUCACCCCAGAAGCUGAGAAGCAACCAGGGGGGGACAGCAAACCUCUUUUUCAGGUCUUGGUGGAUGUGGUGCAGUUCCUCCCUGAAGAUGUCAUCAUCCAGACUUUUGAAGGCUGGCUUCUGAUCAAGGCUCAACACGGACCCAGAAUGGAUGAGCAUGGAUUUGUCUCAAGGAGCUUCACCCGGCAAUAUAAGCUACCAGAUGGUGUUGAAACCAAAGACCUAUCAGCGCUCUUUUGCCAUGAUGGCAUUUUGGUAGUGGAAGUGAAAGAUCAUGGAAGGGUUAACUGAACUCCUGCCAGUUGCUUUAAUGAGAUAGUAUGUGCCUUAUGUGGUCUGACAGCUCUGUGUAAUGAGAGCUUGCAUGCAUGUGGCCCCCUUGGCUGCAUUUACAGUGGAGAUUAAAAAAAAUUUGAAUAUAUUUCUUGGUACGUUGAGUUUUAUUAUUCAUUUUCUCUUAAUGGAAAAUGGUUAGCCGUUUGCCUACAGUGCAGAGCUUUGCAGUUUAUGCAGCUGAAAACUUAUGACAAUUUGAGAUAAGUAUUUCUGAUACUGUUGUAAUGCAAAACAGGUGUGCUAACUGCAUGACUAAGGCAUGCAGGAUUGACUUGGUAAUAACCAACCACAAUGAUUAUACUAAGGAAAGGAAUUAAUAUGAUAAUUUUAUUUGAAAAAGGGCCAUUUUUGCAAAAUGUAGUGCUUCUCUUAACUCUGAUUUUUUUCAUUUCAAUGUAUUUUUAUCAGAAUUGAGUCUGGUAAGGUGGGAUAAAUAUAAUAGAAAGAGCAUUGUACCUGGAACCAAAAGAUGUGGAUUCAAAUCCCAAUUUUGCCACCUAUUUACCUUAUGAUUUGGGGCAAGUAAAGUAAUUGUACCUCUCUGGACCUCGAUUUUCUCACUUUCAAAAUGAAGAGAUUGGAUUACAGGACCCCUAUGUCACUUCUCACUCCAUAGAGUCUAUGACUCUAGAUAACUAACUAGAUAACUAGACUCUAGAUAAACCUUUUUGUUUCUGCAAUAGAGAGACAAUGCACAUUUGUGGUAUGCUUCUGGAUCUAUAUGUUGUAAAUAAACCAAAAUAUCAGCUAAAAACUCUGAUUGUAACAUGAUCUGUGGCCUUUGUUGAUUUAUAAGAAUACACAUUUGCUAUGUAUCUCAUGAUAAUUUUACAUCUUAAAAUACAUUUUUUAAAAAAGUAUAACUAUCUUUUUGAUAACUUUAGUUGAAAGGACAAGUAUAAGCCCUGGAAAAAUUGACAAUAACCAGAAAACGGCAAAUAUUUAUACAUUUUUUUCCAUAUAAUGCUUAUGUCUUUAAAUUUCUGAUAGCAAAGAACUUAAAAGAAAAUAAUAAGAAAGAAAAAAACUUGUCACAUAGUCAUAAAUACCCCUGUGCUUACCCAGCAUGCCUGACAGUGCUCAUAUUACAGCUUGCCCUCUCUU
Messenger RNA from Sarcophilus harrisii (Tasmanian devil), 1776 nucleotides. It is a transcript of the gene HSPB3, whose product is annotated as heat shock protein family B (small) member 3. NCBI's taxonomy places the organism in Eukaryota, Metazoa, Chordata, Mammalia, Dasyuromorphia, Dasyuridae. The record is from RefSeq and is a predicted model, not a curated record. Gene Ontology annotation, cellular component: nuclear speck; cytoplasm. The transcript has a single exon. Bases 172 to 627 code for a protein of 151 amino acids.